AUGAUUACGAGAUUGGUCAAGAAGGUCCUGUUCUUCCCCAUCCGCGUUUUGAGCAGGACAUAUCGAGUAAUAACAGCAGCAACAUCAGUGCCGGAUGUGCUCCCAGUUGGUGGCCUGAGCGGUGAACGCGCGUCUGGGUUGCUGUUCGCGCUCCGACAGGAUGAAUUUGUUGCCGUGCAAUGGCUGACAUCCCUGCAGCUCGCCCAGAUCGCAUCAGACAGGCUGCUGCACGAUGUGGACGCAGCGGACGGCAGUCUGAGCUUCUGGUCGGCGCGGCUGAAGGGCGGCGCGCACCGCAGCUUCCUCCUGCUGGGCCAGGGGCCGACAUCCUUCGUGCUGGACUGCGUGGACUUUCUGCGAGGCCAUCCACGGCGCCGCCUUGGGGCCCUGAAGCAGCCGAAUGCCACCGACCAGAUAGAGCGGCGGGUGAUACUGCUGAGGGCGCUGCGCGGGCGGCUGUGCGAGGCGCUAGCAAAGGUGCACAAUGGCGCGGCCCAGCUGAAUCUGGCGGCCGGCUCUGAGGCGGCGCGCUCGCUGUCGGCCGCGGCGGCCGCCGCGCAGCCGUGCGCAGCCGGGGGGCCCGGGGGCCCCGCGGCCGAUGAGAGCGCUCGCCUGUUGGCGGCCGCACGCGAAGCCGCCCUGCACUGCGUGCUGAGCGUGUCAACGGCAGUGGAGAAUGCAAGGAGAGCGGCCGAGGAGCUAACGACCUGCCCGCCGGAGGAAACCCACGCCGAGACGGCCGCCACGCUCAUGCACAAAGCCGCGGCCGUGGCCCGGGCCCUCACAGAGCGCGCGGCGCGAAAGCUGCAGCGCAUCACCGGGUUCAGCGCUGAAUUCCUGAGCAAGGACUAUGGCGCAGAGGAAGGCGGCAGUGCGACGUCAGGAUCUCCAAAAGAGGAGUGUGAUGAUGAGGUUGAGACAGCUCUGGAGCGAGCAGCCGCCGUGCUCAUCUUUGAGUCAUCCGCGACAUCGUCCACGUCAGCAAACGCUGCGCUGGCGGCUGCCGCGGGCGCAUCGUCCCGCCGCCAUGGCAUCAUCAGGAUCCCGGAGUGGCUGGCGGCGCCGUCCAAGUACAAGCAGCACUGGAUCCGCUACUCCUUCAUCGGCCUCGCCUGCUUCUGGAGCGCUCGCUUCCUCUACCUGCACAGCCCGCUGGCGGGCAGCGACGACUUGGAAAUGUGGGCGCGCUCCGUGGCUGAGUCCGUAACCAGUGCGUACCGGGACCGAGUGCUCGUGCCUCUGCUACAGCUCAAGGACGAGCUGUUUGCCACCUUCCGCCAGCGCCGCAGCAUCGUCAGCGUGGGGGAGUAUGAGACGGAUAAGGCCUCGCUCGAACGCAUGCUGCGCGACUUUGAGGCCGACUUUGGCAAGGCCUCCACGAAGAAGGUGGAUCCGGAGAUUUCGGCGGCGCUGGAGCGGGCGGGGGCGGGGGCGGGAGAUAAUAACGCGACGGCGGAAGGGGAGAAAGCCAGGGAGGGGAAGGGUGAUGAAGGCGACGAAUUGCUGCCGGGCAUGGCGUUCAUGAUGAGCUGCUACGAGGAUGAGCUGAAGAAGCCCAUUCGCAACAUCGUCAACGGCUCGCUGCUGCGUGCCAUACUCAUACAGGAGGGUGAGACAUACGAUAUCCACAUGAUCAUGAAUCUGUCGUCUUACAAAGUGCAGAAGCUGAAGCUGGACACGGAGAGCGCGAUGCUGGAACUGGAUCAGAUUUUGCGCGCGAAUGAGCUGACGGUGGCGGUGGUGGCCGCGGUCCCCUCCCUGCUCAUUGCCGGGGGGACUUGUUAUGCCCUCUUCAGGUGGCUCACCCCCUCGCCUCCCGACCGACGCAGCGAGGCCCUCCCUGCCAGGAUGGCGAUGGUUGAAGUUGAGCGCACAAUCCACAAGCUGGCGCUGGAGGGAACGCCAGAACUGCAGGGCGAGGUCGUCUGGCGAGUCGCCAGGUCGCUGCUGUGCUGGGUCAAGCUCCGUCCUUGUGCAUGCCGCGUUACAUAUAGUAAGAUCAACGGACAACACAUGGUCGCUUCAGCGGACCAAUCCACGGCACUGCUCGUGGCCGCUGCCAACAUAAUCGAUGGGAGGGUGUUCCCGGACUACAGCUUGUGUACCACCUCCACCAGGAGGGAGCAAAUUCGAGGGCAGAUCAUCUCGGGAGCGUCUUUGAAAACUGCAGUAGUAAAAUCGAGAUGGUUUGGGCGUCCUUCUGCCAAGGCGUCAGAGUUCUCAGUGGAUGGCUGCCAAUCGGUCAGCCUGGGAGGCAGGCAAGGCAGGAGCCUGGACGUCUAUGGAGGAUCUGUGACGCAAGGGUGCAAGAUUCUGGUGCAGAGUGUGGGCGGGGGGACCUGCUCGACCGGGCAGGCCUCCUCCGACCAGCUCAGCGGCGGGCAGCUUCUCUACGGGCUCAAGGCUACAAUAUACCCGGACGCCUACGGAGCGGACUGCAACUCGAGCAGCAGCAAGCCGUAUGGCCUGCCGGACUUUGGGGGACUGCAGGCGGACCCCUCCCUGCCGCAGCGAUGCCAGGACCCCUCCCUCAUGAAGGCGUAUGGGGGUGUGUUCCCUGGGUCGCCUCCCCUAGACGCGGGGAAAUAUAGCAAGUGCUACGGAAUGCAGCUGGAGGGGUAUGUCCAGGUGGCAGCGACAGCUGGCAUCACAUCCAGCUCAGCAGGCCUUGACACCUCAGCCUAUGCCAAUCGUUUCAGGGUGUGCGCUCGGUACAGCGGCCACGCGGAGGUGACGCUCAACGGCGCGAGCCUGCAGACGUCCUCCGCCGGCAAUUAUGACGCGACGCUGGUCUGCCACGACGUUCCCUACCUCCCUGCCGGCCUGCUGCCGCUGAGCGUGCAGUUUGCCUCGGGCCCCAACGAUGUCAACAACGUCUUCCAGCUGUGGGUCAUCCCUGUCAAGAGCGUCACCCAAAUUGCCGCCCCGGUCAACCCGGGAGAGGAAUAUCAGAUAGAGUACGCCUGCACGUCCUGCUGCGGCCUCUUUGGCGGCAGCGGCGACUGCUGCGCGCCUCUGGACGGCUGCGCCUUCCGCACCGAGUCUUGUACCCCCGCCGCCGAGCCCACCACUACCAAGCCCACCGCCAAACCCCCCGCCGCCGAGCCCACCACCGGCAAGCCCCCCUCCGCCACCGCCAAGCCCACCGCCUCCACCGAGCCCGCCUCCGCCGAGCCCCCCGCCCUCACCGCCGCCGCCCAGUCCCCCCUCUCCGCCACCACCUUCGCCACCCCCAUCGCCGCCCCCUCCCAGCCCCCCACCACCGACAUACCCACCCCCGCCACCGCCGGUGUACAGCCCACCACCGCCGAGCCCCCUUCCCCCAUCGCCGCCACCGCCGAGCCCCCCGCCGCCCCCCUCUCCGCCACCACCGAGCCCCCCAUCACCACCGCCGCCAAGUCCACCGCCGCCGACAUAUCCACCCCCGCCACCACCAGUGUACAGCCCACCACCGCCGAGCCCCCCGCCCCCAUCACCGCCGCCCCCCAGCCCCCCACCACCGACAUAUCCACCCCCGCCACCGCCAGUGUACAGUCCCCCACCGCCGAGCCCCCCACCUCCCUCGCCGCCACCGCCGAGCCCCCCGCCGCCGACUUAUCCACCCCCGCCACCGCCAGCUUACAGCUCACUCAUUGUGAAGCCCCAAGCUGCGGAGGCGCCACCGCCGCCUCCAAGCCCCUAUGGAGUGAAGGAUGUCGGCUCUCCCGGCCGGGUACCUGCUGCAUGUACGCGCUGCAGAUGGCUUACUACUCUAGUAAUGGCUCCGCUCUGGCCGUGACUAACGCGGCAACCGUGCCAGUGGCUGUCGUCUGCAAUACAUCCGUGCCGCUCAGCUUCCAACCCAGCGAUUUUGCCGUUCGUGGCGCGAGUGCCGGAGCUAAUGCGACAGUGGUGGCUGUCGCUGAUGUCACCACCGGCACAAAUGCUGACAUCACCACAGCUGUUGUCGAGAUCAGCGUGAACCCGGCAUAUGAGGGUGUUGUCAGUAUAACUUUUGCGGCCAGCUCAGUGCGGUCGAAGAAGGGGCCUCGUGUGCUGGUGGCAGCUGCCCAGCUGACCUACACCAAGCAGCAGGCAGCCCUACCAGUGAUGACGACUGCGGCAGAAUACACAUAA
Molecule: messenger RNA, 4116 nt
Organism: Coccomyxa subellipsoidea C-169
Lineage: Eukaryota; Viridiplantae; Chlorophyta; Trebouxiophyceae; Coccomyxaceae
Exons: 24
Coding region: 1-4116 (1371 amino acids)
Cellular component (GO): mitochondrial outer membrane
Source: RefSeq, a predicted model, not a curated record